UUAUACAAUUUUUUUAUUCGUGGAUGCAAUGAGUAUCUUGUGAUUCCGGAACAGCUCUGUUUGCUCUUCACUUUUACCUUCAUGAACGCGUACAGUCAUUGUCAAAGGUCUCCUUGUCGUACGACGAUGCUACAAAAUCAUUUUGUUUUCCAAUAUCUGUUUUUUUCUUGCAUUAUUUAUUUUGGAUCUUAGGAGUAGUAAGUAAACACAGCACCUCAGGUUUUUUAUUUUGGCAGAUAUACAUGUUUUUUGUUACACAAAUAUUUUGUAUCUUUGCUUGAAGGAUAAGCAUAAUAGGUUAUUUGAAGAUUUGGUGUAAUGGGGUUCAUUCAGCUGCUUUCUGUUGCCUCUUUCCCGGUGAUAAAAGUGUUGCUGGUUACUGCAAUUGGCUUGUUUCUUGCACUGGAUGACAUAUCAAUAUUGGGAGAAGAUUCAAGGAAGAAAGUGAAUCAGCUUGUGUUUUACGUGUUUAAUCCGUCGCUUGUGGGUAGCAAUCUGGCCAAAACGAUAACUUUUGAGAGUAUUGUUCAGUUGUGGUUCAUGCCGUUGAAUAUUCUUUGCACAUUCAUACUAGGCUCGGCCUUGGGAUGGAUUUUGAUUAAAAUGACAAGGCCUCCGAAACACAUGGAAGGUUUAAUCUUGGGUUGCUGUUCUGCUGGAAAUUUAGGGAACUUGCUUAUAGUCAUUAUUCCAGCUAUAUGUAAAGAGAGUGGCAAUCCUUUUGGAGACUCUGAUGUCUGCUAUCAAUAUGGGAUGGCUUAUGCUGCACUUUCUAUGGCGAUUGGAGCAGUUUUUAUAUGGUCAUAUGUUUACAACAUCAUGAGGAUUUCCUCUAGUAGAAUUCAAAAAGAAGACAAUACAGGCAAUGGCAUUAACAUAUUGAAGGCUUCAGCGGAAGCAUCAGAGUCACGCACAGACAAUUUUUCAGAAACACUUAAUCCUACAAAAGACGCCACGGAUGAUGCAUAUACCUUAUUGCUUCCUCAUGCAAAACCAGAGGAAAAAGUUUCAAUCUCAAGAAAAAUUAAGCACCACUUGGGGGUGAUUUCAAGCAACUUAAAUUUCAAAGCCAUGUUUGCGCCAUCAACACUUGGAGCCAUUGCCGGAUUUAUCAUUGGUGUAAUCUCCCCAAUGCGUAAUUUCAUUAUAGGAAGUAGUGCUCCGCUUCAUGUGGUUGAAGAAUCUGUGUUCAUGUUGGGUGAUGCAGCUGUCCCCACUCUCACUCUUAUAAUGGGAGCAAACCUACUUAAAGGUUUGAAAGGAUCAACUACUCCAGUGUGGACCGUUGUGGGAAUUGUAGCUGUUCGCUAUAUUUUCCUGCCUCUUUUGGGCGUUGCAGUUGUCAAAGGGGCCAUACACUUUAGUUUGGUGCAUUCAGAUGCCUUGUAUCAGUUCGUGCUUCUACUUCAAUAUGCACUUCCGCCUGCCAUGAAUAUAGGCACCAUUGCUCAAUUGUUCGGAGCUGGCGAAAGUGAAUGUUCUGUGAUCAUGCUUUGGACAUAUAUUUUGGCGGCAGUAGCAGUUACCCUUUGGUCAACUUUCUUCAUGUGGCUAGUGUUAUGAUUUUAUUAAUAUUGCUAUUGUCAUUAUAUUUUUUUAUUUGAGUAUUUUAUUAUCUAAAACCCACGUAAGAUCUCAAUUGACUACUUAAGUGGAUAGUAAAAUCUGUUAAACACCUAAAAUUUCAUUAGAAAUAAAUAAAUUUUAAGAACUC
Molecule: messenger RNA, 1714 nt
Organism: Glycine soja
Lineage: Eukaryota; Viridiplantae; Streptophyta; Magnoliopsida; Fabales; Fabaceae
Product: protein PIN-LIKES 3-like
Exons: 10
Coding region: 319-1563 (414 amino acids)
Biological process (GO): endoplasmic reticulum to cytosol auxin transport
Cellular component (GO): membrane
Source: RefSeq, a predicted model, not a curated record